Cynara cardunculus var. scolymus (artichoke) is the source of this 1104-nucleotide messenger RNA. RefSeq lists its product as uncharacterized. Gene Ontology annotation, molecular function: methyltransferase activity. Gene Ontology annotation, biological process: pectin metabolic process. The transcript has 6 exons. The coding region runs from base 173 to 964 and encodes 263 amino acids. Lineage: Eukaryota; Viridiplantae; Streptophyta; Magnoliopsida; Asterales; Asteraceae. The record is from RefSeq and is a predicted model, not a curated record.
CAUUUCAAAUCUGACAUUAUUGCAUUUCUAACGAAACCCUCUUCAUUCCUCCAAGAACAGCUCCAAAUCUGUAUCUGAAAUCAAUCAAUCUUGCCAUCCAUCCACUGGAUUUCUAAUGAAAUCGUGCUGAUUCUUUGAAGAAAUCUAUUUCAUUGUCUAGAGAGAGAGAGAAAUGUCAAGAAGGCCAGGUAAUCUUACAAGACGAUUUACAGGAAAUGGUAGUGUGCCAUUAGGAGGAAUCUUUCAUUCCAAAUCACGUACAUCUCCUCUAUUAUCCAUUGCUCUCAUAUUACUAGGAACCUUUCUUUUUAUUGCCUACUUUUACAGGGGCUCAGGUAUCUCUAAAGACCAUAAUGAAGUUAGCAAGAUUGAAGGCGACUUUGGUUGCACAUUCGACGUUCAGAAAGCAAUACCUGUGUUAAUGAAAACAUACGGCGAGAGCAUGAAUAAAGUAUUGCACGUAGGACCCGAUACUUGCUCGGUAGUCUCGCGAUUAAAAAAAGAAGCGGGAACGGAAGCAUGGGGUGUGGAACCGUAUGACAUAGAAGAUGCCGAUUUAAGUUGCAGACGGCUUGUGCAUAAGGGUCUUGUUCGUGUUGCUGACAUCAAGUUCCCUUUGCCGUAUAGGGCUAAGUCGUUUUCUCUAGUAAUAGUUUCCGAUGCAGUUGACUACCUAUCUCCCAAAUACCUCAACAAAACCCUUCCAGAUUUAGCAAGAUUAUCUGCAGAAAAUCUUGUUAUAUUCACUGGUUAUCCUGUUCAUUCUAGAGCUAAAUUUCAACAACAACAACAACCAAAAUUUGGACGUCCAGCUAAAAUGCGGAGUACGACUUGGUGGGCUCGGUUCUUUGUUCAGACAAGUCUCGAAGAAAAUGAAGCAGCAGCCGUGAAAUUCGAGCAGGCCGCUUCUGAGUUCUCUUACAGACCAAGAUGCCAAGUUUUCCACCUCAAUUCAUAUCAUUGAUGUUAUGGAAUCCAUAGCAGAAGAGGAGGGCAUCUCUUUGUUCUCUAAUUCUCUCUAGGUUUUUUUUUUCAAUUUCUCGUCUAUAUAGAUAUAGUACUGUUGUUGGUUAAAAUUUUCACGAGUCGCCGGUUUAGUAACUU